Molecule: messenger RNA, 2443 nt
Organism: Rhodamnia argentea
Lineage: Eukaryota; Viridiplantae; Streptophyta; Magnoliopsida; Myrtales; Myrtaceae
Exons: 4
Coding region: 332-2287 (651 amino acids)
Source: RefSeq, a predicted model, not a curated record
CCAAGCAAAGUCCAAUUUCAAGAGUCGCUUGCUUUGGUAUAUUUAACGAGCUUCACCGAGUCUCUGGCUUUCUUCACUGCAUGCUCUCUCUCUCUCUCUCUCUCUCUCUCCAUAACAUCGCUCUCAGUCUCUUCCAGUCUCCUUCGUCCGCUGCUUCGUCCCCGGGAACCCCACGAGAGAGAACAGGGUAGCUAAAGCACAACUCCAUCGCCCGUCUAUUGCACCGUUAUUUACUAGUGCGCCCUCCGGUUUCUUCUUUCAUCUGUGUGUUGGUCAAGGAAAUGAUCAAUAUAUCAAGCUAUUCGAGUUUGUCCUCGUAAUCUUUGCGUAAAUGGAUGCCAAUGGGGCCUCCGUCAACAUUGACCCUCACUGUACAAUUGACAACAGCAAGAAAGGGAAAGUCCAGUGCAAUUACUGUGGUAAGGUAGUGAGUGGAAAGUUCCGGCUCAAGUGUCACUUGGGAGGCGUAAGGGGAGACGUGAUUCCUUGCACAGAAGUUCCCGCAGAUAUAAGGAAACUAUUUCACGAACAGUUACUUGAAACAAAAGGCGCGAAUCACAGGGAGGUCCUUAAUCUGGCCACCCCAGAAACCCCCCAGAAGAGAAAGUCGUGCCCAGGCACGAAUAGCUCUGCGCCAAGCAAGAGUCGAUCUCCCACAAGCACAGAUCCAAGGAAGAUCAAAGAGAGAACCGGUGUAGCAGAAGAUGGUGUGGCAGACGUUUCUCCAUUUUCAGAAGAAGUAGGUCUAUGGACGAAGCCAUUUAGUGAAGGAAAAGAGUACAGACCGUCAAUGCGUGCCCGACUCAUUGGCCGGUUCUUCUAUGAAAAUGAUAUUGAUCUUUAUGCUGUCAAUUCUCCUAGCUUCCGGGAAAUGAUGAAUGCUACUGUUGGAAAUGCUCAUUGCGAGGACAAGAUCCCCAGUUACCAAGAGUUGAAAGGCCCAAUCCUUCAAGAAGAAGUGAAAGAAAUGAGACAGUAUGUCCAAGCAGUCAGGCAAUCAUGGGAGACUACGGGGUGCAGCAUCCUGCUGGAUGGAUGGAUAGAUGAGAAAGGCAGGACCUUGGUCAACUUUUUGGCUGAUUGCCCCCAAGGUCCUAUUUAUCUCUCGUCGACUGAUAUUUCUUCUUGUGUUGGAGAUGUUGAUGCCCUACUGUCAAUAAUUAAUGGAGUAAUUGAGCAGGUUGGAGUUGACAAAGUUGUUCAGAUCGUGGCAUGGUCAACAGAAGGUUGGCUGAGGGCUGUAGGCCAGGAGUUUAUAGAUAGAUACAAGAUAGCUUUGUGGAGUGUGAGUGCUUCUCACUGCAUCGAACUUAUGUUGGAAAAGAUUGGGAUGGUGAGUUCUGUCAAAGGUGUGAUGGAGAAGGCCAAGACUCUUGUAGAGUUCAUCCACACUCAAGAAACUGGCUUGGAACUAUUGAGCAUACAAACCCUUGGCAAUGAACUUAUCAAGCCCCACAAGAUAAUGUCAGCUAUCCCAUAUAUGAGAUUGGAGAAUAUUGUAUCAGGAAAGAAGAAAUUGAUGGAGACAUUCCUGUCAUCCACAUGGAGCACCUCAGUUCUGGGUUCAAGCGAGGAGGGAAAGAGGGUAGUUGGCCUGAUGAGCAAUCCCUCUUUCUGGUCUGGAGCCAGAAUGGUCUUAAAGGCAACAGUGCCAUUGUUGCGCGUCCUGCGUUUCAUUCGCAGGGAUGAUAAACCGCACGCGGGGUACAUAUAUGAAACCAUGGAUCAGGUGAAAGAGACAAUUAGAAACGAGUUUCAGAGCAACAAGUCCAUGUACAUGCCCUUCUGGAAAAUAAUUGAUGAGAUUUGGAACGGCUAUCUACACAGCCCACUCCAUGCUGCUGGAUAUUUUUUGAACCCGAGUCUCUUUUAUUCAAGUGACUUCUACUGCGAUGGAGAGGUGUCCUUUGGCUUCCUGUGUUGCUUGGUGCUGAUGGUUCCUGAUCGUCCAACUCAACUCGUAGUCUCGCUUCAACUUGACAGGUAUCGACAUGCCGUGGGUGCUUUUGCAGAGGGGAGUGCCUUCGACCAAAGGAACAUUUCCCCAGUGGACUGGUGGUCUAGGUUUGGAGGAGAAUGCCCCGAGCUGCAGAGGUAUGCUAUCCGGGUCUUAAGCCAGACCUGCGAGGGUUCUUCGAGAUACGGGCUGAAAAGGGACAUGGCUGAGAAGCUUCUCACCGGUGGAAGGAACCAUGCGGAGCAGGAGCAAUUACGCGACCUGACAUUCUUGAGUUUCAAUCUUCAGCUGCAGAAAUUUCAUCCUAAGCUGAUUAGGAACAAUGUCUAGCCCGUGAAGAUGUUUGAAUGGAUCGUGGGAAGGUGGAUGGAAUGCCUGGAAGCAUGUGCUCAGAUUGAGUAGGUGGUUCUUUUUGGGGGGCAAGUUUGGAACUUAGGGAAAUUGUUCCUUAGACAAUUUGUAUUAAAGGGAAUAGUUUUAUUCAGU